CGCUGUUCGCCGCACUCGCAGUCUCGCUGCCGUAGAGUCAACAUCCACCGCGUCCCAAACCAAAUACAAACGCCAAAAUGUGCGACGACGAUGUUGCUGCGCUUGUAGUCGACAAUGGCUCCGGCAUGUGCAAGGCCGGUUUCGCCGGCGACGACGCGCCCCGCGCCGUCUUCCCAUCCAUCGUAGGUCGCCCUCGUCACCAGGGUGUGAUGGUUGGUAUGGGUCAGAAGGACUCCUACGUAGGCGAUGAGGCCCAGAGCAAGAGAGGUAUCCUUACCCUCAAGUACCCCAUCGAGCACGGUAUCAUCACCAACUGGGACGACAUGGAGAAGAUCUGGCACCACACCUUCUACAACGAGCUGCGCGUCGCCCCUGAGGAACACCCAGUCCUCCUGACUGAGGCUCCCCUCAACCCUAAGGCCAACAGGGAGAAGAUGACCCAGAUCAUGUUUGAGACCUUCAACUCCCCCGCCAUGUACGUCGCCAUCCAGGCCGUGCUCUCUCUGUACGCCUCUGGUCGUACCACCGGUAUCGUCCUGGACUCCGGUGAUGGUGUCUCCCACACCGUCCCCAUCUACGAAGGUUACGCCCUGCCCCACGCCAUCCUCCGUCUGGACUUGGCUGGUCGCGACUUGACCGACUACCUCAUGAAGAUCCUCACCGAGAGGGGUUACUCUUUCACCACCACCGCUGAGAGGGAAAUCGUUCGUGACAUCAAGGAGAAGCUGUGCUAUGUCGCCCUCGACUUCGAGCAGGAGAUGGCCACCGCUGCCGCCUCCACCUCCCUCGAGAAGUCCUACGAACUUCCCGACGGUCAGGUCAUCACCAUCGGUAACGAGAGGUUCCGUUGCCCUGAAGCCCUCUUCCAGCCUUCCUUCUUGGGUAUGGAAUCCUGCGGUAUCCACGAGACCGUGUACAACUCCAUCAUGAAGUGCGACGUUGACAUCCGUAAGGACCUGUACGCCAACACUGUCAUGUCCGGUGGUACCACCAUGUACCCCGGUAUCGCCGACAGGAUGCAGAAGGAGAUCACCGCCCUGGCUCCCUCCACCAUCAAGAUCAAGAUCAUCGCUCCCCCCGAAAGGAAGUACUCCGUAUGGAUCGGUGGAUCCAUCCUGGCUUCCCUGUCCACCUUCCAGCAGAUGUGGAUCUCCAAGGAGGAGUACGACGAGUCCGGCCCCGGCAUCGUCCACCGCAAGUGCUUCUAAGCGUGCACGUGACCCUCGCGCAUGCGCGGGGCUGCUGCGCCGCUGCUGCGUGACCCUAGUGCUGUGUAUUGUGGUGCUCUCGUUCCGCAAGGAACUCUAGCAUUUGUACGUUGUACGUAGUGAUACCUGACAGAACUGAACAUCUAAGAUAACGCCAUCUAUUGUAAUGUAAUUUAUUGUAAAAUUUAUAUAAAUUUAAUUUUCUUUUUUUUAUUUUUAUUAUAUACACGGGAUCGUUAUGGAUCUCACGCCAAAUGUAAUUAAUAAAUAAACGGUUAAUUUAUUUAUUUUAAUUACAUUAUUUCUUUUUAUACAACCGUU
Spodoptera litura is the source of this 1529-nucleotide messenger RNA. RefSeq names its product actin A1 (gene A1). The record is from RefSeq and is a predicted model, not a curated record. NCBI's taxonomy places the organism in Eukaryota, Metazoa, Arthropoda, Insecta, Lepidoptera, Noctuidae.